Molecule: messenger RNA, 1066 nt
Organism: Entelurus aequoreus (snake pipefish)
Lineage: Eukaryota; Metazoa; Chordata; Actinopteri; Syngnathiformes; Syngnathidae
Gene: hoxd11a
Product: homeobox D11a
Exons: 2
Coding region: 272-1066 (264 amino acids)
Biological process (GO): regulation of transcription by RNA polymerase II; anatomical structure development
Cellular component (GO): nucleus
Molecular function (GO): DNA-binding transcription factor activity, RNA polymerase II-specific; RNA polymerase II cis-regulatory region sequence-specific DNA binding
Source: RefSeq, a predicted model, not a curated record
UUUUUUUUUUUUUUUUUUUUUUUAAUGACUGAUAUUGAUGUAUGGUAAUUUCCUGCUUGAGGAAAAAGGGUGGGGUGGGUGUGUGGGGUGAUCACAUGACACGAUUACCUCAAGAAUCGAUCAAGAUGUAUAGCGAGCCGGCGUGCGCCUUUUCCUCCCCUUUACGCGCGUCUUCCGUGCGCCAGAUGGCCAAAGUUUAACACCGAAGGAGCUUCUCCUCCUCCGCCUCCUCCUCCUCCUCCUCCUUCCAAGGAGGAACCCGGGAGCAGACAUGACGGACUACGACGAGCGCGCGUCCAACAUGUACCUGCCGAGCUGCACUUACUACGUCUCCACGCCCGACUUCACGUCCGUCUCCUCCUUUUUGCCGCAGAGCGCCUCCUGCCAGGUGAACUUCCCCUACUCGGCCAACCUCGGCCACCACCAGCCGGUGCGGGAGGUCUCCUUCAGGGACUACGGACUGGAGCACCCCAGCAAAUGGCACUACCGGAACAACUACGCGUCCUACUACUCCUCCGAGGAGAUCAUGCACCGGGACUUGAUCCAGUCCUCCUUCAAAAACGAGCCGCUGUACGGCGGACCCCACGCCGGCGCCGGCUCGCCGUGCAGCCUCUUCGCCGGGGCCGGGCGCAACGGCGUCCUGCCGCAGGGCUUCGACCAGUUCUUCGACGCGGACAAAGGCGCGCCGGAGCAGCCCCGGCAGAAGGGCGACGACCCCGGCAAAGUGGAGCAGGACGCCGGGGACGCGGCGGCGGCGGCGGCGGCGGCUACGGUAGCCAGCGUGGACGAGGACUCGUCCUCCAACUGUGGCGACAAGAGCAGCCAGCAGACCUCGUCCAGCAAGUCAAGAAAGAAGAGGUGUCCAUACUCCAAGUACCAGAUCCGAGAACUUGAACGAGAGUUUUUCUUCAACGUCUACAUCAACAAAGAGAAACGUCUACAGCUUUCCAGGAUGCUCAACCUGUCAGACCGCCAGGUGAAGAUUUGGUUCCAGAACAGAAGAAUGAAGGAGAAGAAGCUCAACCGUGACCGCCUACAGUAUUUUACUGGCAAUCCUCUAUUCUGA